Molecule: messenger RNA, 3096 nt
Organism: Astyanax mexicanus (Mexican tetra)
Lineage: Eukaryota; Metazoa; Chordata; Actinopteri; Characiformes; Acestrorhamphidae
Gene: lhfpl2b
Product: LHFPL tetraspan subfamily member 2b
Exons: 3
Coding region: 580-1245 (221 amino acids)
Cellular component (GO): membrane
Source: RefSeq, a predicted model, not a curated record
AGUGCAGGGCAGUCUACUAAGAUGUGUUUAAUAGUUUGAGGAGUAUCACAGAAUUGGCAGGCUGAAGCUUGUUCGCCAACGAGGAGGUAGAUAAACAGAGAGAUACUUGAAUAUUGCACUAGUGACAGAGAAAGAGAGAGAGAGAGAAACUUGAAUCUUGUAAGAGAGAGAGAGAGAGAAAAAUAGAGAUAAUUUAAUCUUGAGAGAGAGAGAGAGAGAGAGAGAGAGUAGGAGUGAGGGAGACAGACCCACAGACAGACAGACAGAAGGCUGGUGAAGGCUUCCUGAUGGUUAGGGAGUGAGACGGGCGGCAGGAUAAGAAGAAAAGAAUGUGUUUGUCUUCAGUAAAACACGGGUGUCAGCUUGGUGUUUUCUCAGUUCAGCACAUCCACGAUGGAUAAGGAUACUGUCCUGCGAGGCAUGGAGCUCAUCCUGCAUGAACAUCUGCAUCUUCUGAAAGUGGAACUAUAAAAGCAUCACUGUUCUUCAAGUUCUUCAACUGAGAUCCAACACCUCUUUACCAGACCAUAAUAUUCAUUUCUUCACAGUGAGAAAGAGUAUCCUCCUAAAAUCAGCAUCAUGUGUCACGUGAUUGUUACAUGCCGUUCUAUGCUCUGGACCUUGAUGAGCAUAGUGGCAGCGUUCGCCGAGCUGGUCGCAUUCAUGAGCGCCGAUUGGCUGGUGGGCGUUCGCCAUCCCACUGGAUCUAACUUUUCAGUGGUUCCCACACCAGAGCCGUACCGGCCCACCCUCGGGCUCUACAGCCGCUGCAUCAAGGUGGGCCAGCAGACGGUGGUCCAGUGUGGGCCAUACGCUACAGACUUUACAGAGAUUGCAAGUGGAUUUUGGCAAGCCACAGCUAUCUUCCUGGUAGUGGGAAUCUUCCUGCUGUGCAUCGUGGGAUUUCUCUCAGUCUUCAGCAUGUGCUUUCAGAGCAUCCUGGGGAAAAGCAUCUUCAAUGUGUGCGGCCUGCUUCAGGGAAUAGCAGGUCUGUUCCUGAUGCUGGGCAUGAUGCUCUACCCAGCAGGUUUUGGCUGUGAGAAGGUGGUCAGCUACUGUGGGCCGGAUGCCUCAGCGUAUAAACUGGCCCAGUGUUCCCUGGGCUGGGCCCUGUAUACGGCCAUAGGAGGAACAGUGCUCACCUUUGUCUGCGCCACGUUCUCCGCCCAGGCUGAGAUCGCCACAUCCAGCGACAAGGUGCAGGAUGAGAUCGAUGAGGGCAGGACACUCAUCUGUGUGCUCUGAACUUUGUGUCUAGUUACCAAAGAUUUUUUUUAAGUCUACUAACUGAAUUUAAAAAUAAUUUAGUGCUGCAUUAAGGUCUUAACUCUCAUAUGCAGGUGCUGUUAAACUUUUUAAAAUAAAGGUGCUUUGAAUGGUUCAUUGUGUGAUGUCAUAGCAAAACCACUCUUGGAAUCUUGAUAUGAAGGUUCUUUUUGAACCAUAAGUGUUUAGUCUAUGGCUAUGCUCAAAAUCAAUUUGAAGCACCUUGAUUUUAAUACUGUACAAAGAAUUUUCUCUUGGUGUAUUCCAACUAAUUAGUAGUUGUAGAAAAAAUGUACAUUUCUAACCUUUUUCUACAUUUAUUUGCCAUAGGUUAGUUGCAUUAUCUUUCCACUGUUAUCGUUUGUCACCAUUGUAUGUCCUUGUGAAUGUAGACAUUACUUAACCCAGAAACACUUGGAAAAAGUGCUCUCGGGAGUGAAACUAUAGAAAAAAAACAAUGUUGGUUCCCUGAGAAAUGGUUCUAUACCAGAAAAAGAAUGCAAACAUGGUUAGCAGAAGUACAUUAAUCAUCUGUCUUGGUUCCUUAAGGUUAUCUUAACACCCAGUCCAGAUCAGAGCCAAUGUUUUUGUUAUAUUGUCCACCUUUGGUCCAGUUUUUGUUUAACACUGUUCAGAAUAGGACAGAAAGGGUUCUUUAUGAAAUCUUCACAUAAUCUUCUGUUAUUAAAUGGGUAGUGAGAGUCUGCCUCAUCUUAAUGUAACUGGUUAAACUGAAAUGUAGUUUACCUAAUUUUGACCCUUUGGAUGUGACUUGAGGUCACUUUUACAUCUGCAAUUUCUGUUCAUACCAAAAUAUAUUUAAAUGUGACUUAAAAUGCUUUAAUGACUCACUUAGUGCAGCUUUUCUUUAUGCAAAAAGGUUCUAUGGGCAUUUUAACAUCUGCACUUUUUAGUCUGGCUUAAAUCUGAUCUGUUUUUCUUUGUGCAAUCUAUUUGUGUACAGUAAGCACAGUAAUUGCACUUGGGUCUUAAUGCAGUUAUUUUGGGGUGAUAUUAGUCUAUUUGUGGUGAGAAGAUGAUCGGUCUUUGGUCUGACCCAAAUAUUAUGUACUCGCAGGUUUAAGCUUUUCUAUCCUGUUUUAAGAUGGUAUAGUGCUCAGAAAUAUUCACUAAUCCAGAUUUUUAUAUAUACAGGACCUUAUUCCUGUAUUAACUUUCUUGUUCCAUCCUAGUUAGUUAACCAAUAAGUAGAAAACAUUUUCACAUGGUUUAUUAAGACACAUGCACCUUCAUUGUAUCCGGUUUGAAAACAAAGUAAACCAAACCAAGUGGAAAAGGCAACAAGAUAACAACCCUUUAAAACUGACUCAGACAAAAGCAAACCAACUACUCAUGUGAACAACACUAAAUCAUGUACCAAACACCUGCAGCUACAAAGGACAUAUAUCUUUAGAUUAAUAGCUUAAUGAUGCUUAAGUAAUCAGCAUUUCUAAUAAAAAGAUGUUUGGGAUAGCAAUCUUGUUUCCCAGACAGGGAUUAAACCUUCUAUGGAAAAUCUGCAUUUAAGGUGCUGUGUAGUCCAAGUCUAGACUUAACCCUUGUCUAAGAAACUGCCUCAAUGUUUUUUAGCUUUUGGUUUUCAAUGGUGAUAAAAAUAUAUAUGUUUAAAGUUAUGUCGCUUUAAAAACUGCUCCCACACAUCACUGUACUGAUCAAAAUGAUUACCGCUGCAUCAAUUUAUGCCAAUUAAUCUCAUUUUCUUGUAAUUACUUUUUUUCUGUUUGUUAUAUUAACAAACUUUAUUGUUUUUAUCCACUACUGUGCAUUUGUUUUUUUAUUAAGCUUUAAAAUAAAAGCAUUAGCCAUUUA